This is a messenger RNA of Penicillium cataractarum, 1137 nucleotides long. Its product is annotated as threonine aldolase GLY1. Gene Ontology annotation, molecular function: L-allo-threonine aldolase activity. The record is from RefSeq and is a predicted model, not a curated record. Gene Ontology annotation, biological process: glycine biosynthetic process; L-threonine catabolic process. The coding region runs from base 1 to 1137 and encodes 378 amino acids. Gene Ontology annotation, cellular component: cytosol. NCBI's taxonomy places the organism in Eukaryota, Fungi, Ascomycota, Eurotiomycetes, Eurotiales, Aspergillaceae. The transcript is spliced from 3 exons.
AUGGCAAACACCUCGGCUGUUAACGGCCAAACCAGCUGGCAUGGAGCUGGGGCUGCCGAAUUUGAUCUGCGCAGUGACACGAUGACAAAGCCAACCCCGGCCAUGCUCAAUGCAAUCUGCCAGACCACCCUCCUCGACGACGUCUUCAACGAGGACCCAACCACCAAUGCGCUACAGAGCUAUGUGGCUGAGAGAACCAAGCACGAGGAUGCCCUCUUGGUGUUGUCAGGAACCAUGGGAAACCAAGUCGCUAUCCGCUCCCAUUUGACUCAGCCUCCCUAUGCAGUGCUGUGCGACCAUCGGUCUCACAUCAUCUGCUAUGAGGCAGGGGGUGUCAGCGCUUGGACCGGCGCAACCGUGCAGACCGUUGUUCCCCAAAAUGGCAUCCAUUUGACCUUGGAGGACAUUCAAAAACACGCCGUGCUAGACGAUGAUAUCCACCACUGCCCGACCAAGUUGAUCAGCUUAGAGAACACCCUCAACGGCCUGAUCAUGCCCCUUGAUGAGGCACGACGCAUCGUAGAAUGGGCACAUGCCAACGAUAUUAAAGUCCAUUUGGAUGGCGCUCGGCUGUGGGAGGCUGUCGUCUCUGGGGCUGGCAGUCUUGUCGAGUAUGCCAGUCUAUUUGACAGUGUAAGUCUGUGCUUCUCCAAGGGCCUUGGCGCUCCCAUUGGUAGCAUCAUUGUUGGAUCGCAAGCCUUCAUCAAGAAAGCCCGUUGGUUCCGAAAGUCAAUCGGUGGUGGCGCUCGCCAGACGGGAGUCUUUGCUGCCGCUGCCCGGAUCGCCCUCGACGAAACCUUCGGUAUAGAUGACCAUGGCAAGACUGGAAAGCUUCCUGCCACGCAUGCAAAGGCCAAGCAAGUCGCGGAAUACUGGACCAGCCGUGGAGGCAAGCUGCAGUAUCCCGUGCACACCAAUAUGGUCUGGCUGGAUUUGGUGGCGUCCGGGGUGGGACCCAACGAUCUCACAUCCAUUGGCCAGGAACAAGGUUUACAGUUGCUUGGGAACCGGGUUGUUGUUCAUUACCAGGUCUCGGACGAUGCAAUUGCGCGGCUGAGCCAAGUAUUCGACAUUGCUCUGAAGGGUGACUACCAGCGGAGCGAAGAUGUGAAGAAAGCAUAUGGGAGCAGCAAGUAG